UUCACGUUCGUAGUGUUCGGGCUGUCACUUGUUGAUGUAUUUCACAACUGCGAAAUAUCAAAAUGUUUUCAAACAGAACAGUCGCAAUUCUGGUGUAGCAUUUUUUCAUUGAACUUUGUUUGGGUCGGCAGCAAGUGAAAAUAUCCCGAAUUUCUGUACAACACACCGCAAAAUGGAGCCAAAUGUUUUGUCGGCGAAGAUCAUGUUCACAGAUGUUGUGAAGCGAAUGGAAAAAAUGUCCAACUCAAACGACAUGGCUUUUAAAAAAAUUAAACUCAGAAAUUUCUUCGACGCCAUGUUUGAGAUGCAACAGAAAUUUCGCGCUGAAAACGGACCACAAGCGAAUGCCAGCUUUUAUCCAUUUUUGCGAAUUUUUCUGCCCGAAUAUGAUGAAACGGAACGUGGUCCAUAUGGCAUUCAAACCAAAAAGUUGGGUCAACUGUUUGUCAAAGCGCUAGCGAUAAAUGCCAAAAGUGACACCGCAAAGAAAUUGACAAAUCUACAAGGAAGGGAUACCGACUAUGGUGACAUUGUGUUUGAAGUCAUGAAAAGUCGUUCACCUGAAAACGGUACACUCACCGUUUACGAAGUGAAUGAGUAUUUGGAUUUGAUUGCUGACCAUUUCGAACAAAAUGAACAACGCAAAAUCGAUAAUGAAAUAGCUCGCAUGCUGUUGAAAAUGUCGGCUCUGGACCGAAAAUGGCUGACUCGAAUCCUGUUGAAAAAGUUGAAGCUGGGCUUGGGUAAGCAGUACAUCUUGCAAACGUAUCAUCAACAUGCACCGGAAUUAUUCAAUAAAUCUUCUCACUUGUCACGUGUUUGUGAGCUCCUUGAAUCAAAUUUGCCGAUAGAUGCAAUCCGAAAAAGAAUCAUUGAGUUGUUCAAGCCGAUUCGAUCAAUGUUGUGCGAACGCGGGUACAUCUCAAAUAUCAAUGGGAUGCUCAGUAAACAUGCCUACUAUUUGGAAACAAAGAUGGAUGGUGAACGAUAUCAGCUUCAUGUGAAUGGCACUGAAUUCAAAUACUUUUCACGCAAUUGCAAAGAGGAGAUGACACAAAUUUUCGGUGCAAACAGUACAACGGGUUUGUACUCUCCAUAUCUGUACCAUCAAUUGAAUGGCAAGGUGCGAAAUGCCAUCUUCGAUGGAGAAAUGAUGGUGUGGGACCGUGAAGCUGAGACUUUUUUGAAAAAAGCUGAGAACUUCACUGCCAAACACCUGACAAAAAAUGAUACAAAGUUGAUUCCCUGUUACUGUAUUUACGAUCUGAUUUAUGUGGAUGGCGAGUGUCUCAUCGAUAAGCCGUAUGCCGAACGCAUUCGAAAGUUGAAGACCAUUAUCACAGAACAAAAAGGUUCAUUGAUGCUAUGCGAACGCAUCAAGCUGCGUGAUGGUGCCCACUUCCUCGAACUCUUUAACAAAGCAUUCGAUUCAAACGAAGAAGGAGUUGUCAUCAAACAAGAAGAUUCCAAGUAUCGACCGGGGCAACGUGAAAAAGGUGGAUGGUUCAAAAUGAAGCCAGAUUACGAAAACAACUUGAUCAGUGACUUUGAUUUGCUAAUAAUCGGUGGUUAUUACAACGAAAAAAGAACAGCGGUCGACAGUUUUUUGCUGGCUGUUUUCAAGAAAACCUCUAUCGAAAGUGAUGCUGGUGUGUUCUACUCCGUGUGCAAAAUUCGAAAUGGUUUGAAGCGGUCACAAUUUGCCGAAAUUUUGGAUAAACUUCAGCCAUACCGUCAUGAGAUCGGAGGUCGUUGGCAAAAGCUUCCAGAUAACAUCGAAUGGGCGAAUGCAAAUCCAGAUUUUUGGUUUGAUCCAAAGAAAUCAAUUGUUUUGAAGAUUAAGGCGAGCGAAUUGACGCAAACAACAACAUACCGGACAAGCCAUUCUUUCCGAUUUCCACGUGUGAUGGAAAUUCGGUAUGACAAAAUGUGGUACGAUACCUGCACUUUGAAUGAAUUCCAAACUUUUUGCGCAUCCAAUUCAAAGGUGGAAAAAUUAACCAAACGACACGCGACAGCUAAUGAUUUGACGUCCGGUGCCACAGUUCCAAAGCGACAACGCGGAGCUGUUUCAAAGACUCUGCCACCUGUUACAUCCGCCUCAAAUGAAAUGACAGUUGACAACGUUUGCCAAGGGCGUGAAUUCCACAUUUUGGGCGGUGAUAAACAAUUGGAAGCUAUAGUCAAGCGACACGGCGGAAAAGUGGUUGGCUAUCCAAAUUUAAGAACAUUUGUCAUCAUUGCCCCGAAUCCGAAAUCAAUCAAUGCUGGAAAGUUCAUCGAAAAGAAGCAGUACAACAUCGCCACGAAAGAAUGGUUAAUUGAAGCGCUUGGCAGUGACCAGCCUUUGACUGAAUUGAAAAAGUUUACUGCAGCUGACAUGGUCUUCGCAACGGAAGAACUUAAAGAGCAAUUCGACGCCGAAUUAGAUGAGAAUGACGAUUUUGAAACGCCACCGAUUAAUUUUGAAAAUCUGAGUGUGUCUGUCGAGCAAAUGGAUACCAAUGAUCAGUCAAACUUCGAGGACAAUGAGCCGAACGAAGAUGAAAUUGAUAUAUUCGGUCAUGUUCCGCAUAUGCCAAACGACGUCAUUGUCGAUCAACCAGAAGCUGGUGAAAAGGUUGCUGUGCCGAUGGAUGAAGCACCAUCGAAUGAUCAACCAAUUGACCAAGCAGUUGUUGAACCGAUCGUUUUGAUCGACGAGCCUCAAGAAAUGGAGCAAGAUGCUGCCCUAAUUUUCGAUUCAGUAUACGAAUAUGAUACACAACUCAUUGAACCUGUGAUCAACGAAGAAUCGGUUGCUGUUGCAAACAAAGUAGAAGCGAUGGACGAUGUCGACCCCACACAAAUGUUCAGCCCUUUCGUCGGAUAUUUUUAUCACGACGAAUCUAUUGCGAAGAACAUCGACAUCACGUUUGCAGAAUGCGCGUUCAUCGGCGGUGGCGGUGUCUGUAUGGAUACACCGGAUGACAUUCGAGAGUCAUCAUCGCGAUUGACGCACAUUUUUGUUGAUACCGACAGCUUGGAUCACGCCAAGCUAAAGGGAACCGUCAAGUCAUUUGGUACGGAAAAUAUCGACGACAUCGUGUUUUUGCGCUAUCAAUGGGUAUCAGACUGUGACGCUCAGAAGAAACGCAUUUGUGAUACGAGCUACAAAGUUGAAUUGUAGACUCAAGAUAGGCCCAUGCCUAUAGCUAUUAAGUGCAAUUUAACGUAAACAUUUAUUUUUCUAAACCAAAGAAAAGAGAGAGAGAACGAAACGGUACUUUCGCAACAGAAGCCUAGACAUAAGAAAUCAAUCAUCUCGUGAAUAAUAUUGUACAUACAUUUAACAAUUUGCUAUUGCAAUUCAUCUGUCAAAGUAAUUACAUACAUUUCAACUUGUUUAAAAUUAGCCGAUAAAUUAAAUGUUUCUAAUGGAAAAAGAGACGAGAAGAGAAGCAAAAAAAAAAGAUGCGGUUCAAGUAAAUAGCUCAGAUAUUCAAUGUGUCGAAUAUGUUUUGAGAAUGAUGGAUUUGAGCGGAUUACCAUAUGGAAUAUUUCAGAAAAAGAAGUGAAAAGCGAGAAAACGCACACACUUUUUUUUGUUAAACAUACAUAAAUUAUUACUAAUGGAAUGCUGUACGUCGACAAAUUUGAUGGUUAACACAUCGAACCCGACAUUCGAACCAAAAAAAAAUAACACCAAUCGAAUAUUUUCCGUCAAAUGUAAUCAAUUAUUUCGAAAUGUAGUUGAUGCAAAUUGAAGAAGAAGAAGAAGAAUUUUUUUCUGUUCAUUAUAUGAUACAAAUUUAUGUUAGCCACAAGUUAUUUUUCCUAUUGGAAUGUAAUUCCUUUGAGAGAAAAAAAUGUAUUCGCUGCAGCGAUUGAAAAGCAAUAAUAUUUACAUAGUUAACAUACAACUAAAUCCAAUGUAACACCAAAAACACUUCUGAAUAAAAGCCAAAUGACCGUUUAUUCAAAUACUAAA
Sitodiplosis mosellana (orange wheat blossom midge) is the source of this 3970-nucleotide messenger RNA. It is a transcript of the gene DNAlig4, whose product is annotated as DNA ligase 4. The record is from RefSeq and is a predicted model, not a curated record. Bases 173 to 3169 code for a protein of 998 amino acids. Gene Ontology annotation, molecular function: DNA ligase (ATP) activity; ATP binding; DNA binding. Gene Ontology annotation, cellular component: DNA-dependent protein kinase-DNA ligase 4 complex; DNA ligase IV complex. NCBI's taxonomy places the organism in Eukaryota, Metazoa, Arthropoda, Insecta, Diptera, Cecidomyiidae. The transcript is spliced from 11 exons. Gene Ontology annotation, biological process: double-strand break repair via nonhomologous end joining; DNA biosynthetic process; DNA recombination.